GUGCGCUUUGGAAAAGGCGUCUCUGAUAGGCGGAGCCGAGUUGCAUGCUGGGAGCAUUCUGAAGGUCCAGGUUCCCAGCUUCUGGGGAUUCGUCUGCCGCGGACUACAUUUCCCAGAAGUCUCAGGGCACAGGACCUCUCGGGGCAGGGCGAGAUUGCCUGCGGAGAGCGCCUGGAAGCGUCGGGCUCCGAGCCUCAGAGGAUGUUCCUGCUCUUAUUUCCCAUGAGCCUCUGGGCCCAAACUAACCUCCGUUUCUGGGUCCAUUUCCGGUGUCUUCGAGAUUUUUGGACUCUGCGCGGAGAAUCUUGACAGUGAAAGUGUCUCACUGUAGUGAUGAGCUACAGCUACAAGAUGUUGAAGAGCUGGUCUGGCUUUUCUGGACUCUGUGCUUCACCAGUAGAGGAACCCUAUGGAGCAUUAAUUAGUUCCUGCAAUUCUAGAACCAUGACUGACGGCUUGGUGACAUUCAGGGAUGUGGCCAUUGACUUCUCUCAGGAGGAGUGGGAAUUCCUGGACCCUGCUCAGAGAGACUUGUACGUGGAUGUGAUGUUGGAGAACUAUAGCAACUUAGUCUCACUGGAGUUGGAGUCAACAUAUGAGACCAAAAAUACAUUUGCAAAAAAGGACAUUUUUGAAAUAAAUUUUCCCCAACAGGAGAUAAAGGAAAGAAGUAAAACCCUUGGCUUUGAGGCAUUCCUUUUCAAAAAUAAUUGGAAGUGUAAGAGAAGAUUUGAGGGCCUCCAGGGACAUCAAGAGGGAUACUUCAAUCAAAUGAUAAUCAGCUAUGAAAAAGUGCCCACUUACAGAAAACAUAAAUCUCUUACUGCACAUCAAAAAAUUCAUAAUCAAGAGAAACCCUACGUUUGUAAGGAAUGUGGGAAGGCUUGUAGUCAUGGCUCAAAACUUGUUCAACAUGAGAGAAUUCAUAUGGCUGAAAAACAUUUUGAAUGUAAAGAAUGUGGGAAAGACUUUUUAAGUGCCUAUCAACUCACUGUGCAUCAGAGAUUUCAUACUGGUGAGAAACCUUAUGAAUGUAAGGAAUGUGGGAAGACCUUUAGUUGGGGAUCAAGCCUUGUUAAACAUGAGCGAAUUCAUACUGGCGAGAAGCCCUAUGAAUGUAAAGAAUGUGGGAAGGCCUUCAGUCGUGGCUAUCACCUUACUCAACAUCAGAAAAUUCAUAUUGGUGUGAAAUCUUAUGAAUGUAAAGAAUGUGGAAAGGCCUUUUUUUGGGGCUCAAGCCUUGCUAAACAUGAGAUAAUUCAUACAGGUGAGAAACCUUAUAAAUGUAAAGAAUGUGGGAAGGCCUUCAGUCGUGGCUAUCAACUUACUCAGCAUCAUAAAAUCCACACUGGUAAGAAACCUUAUGUAUGUAAAAUAUGUGGAAAGGCUUUUUGUUGGGGCUAUCAACUUACUCGACAUCAGAUAUUUCAUACUGGCAAGAAACCCUAUGAAUGUAAGGAAUGUGGGAAGUCUUUUAAUUGUGGCUCAAGUCUGGUUCAACAUGAGAGAAUCCAUACUGGUGAGAAACCCUAUGAAUGUAAAGAAUGUGGAAAGGCCUUUAGUCGAGGCUAUCACCUUACUCAACAUCAGAAAAUCCAUACUGGUGAGAAACCCUUUGAAUGUAAAGAUUGUGGGAGGGCCUUUAGUUGGGGUUCAAGCCUUGUUAAACAUGAGAGAAUCCAUACUGGUGAGAAAUCCUAUGAAUGUAAAGAAUGUGGAAAGGCCUUUGGUAGUGGCUAUCAACUUACUCGACAUCAGAUAUUUCAUACUGGCAAGAAACCCUAUGAAUGUAAGGAAUGUGGGAAGACUUUUAAUUGUGGCUCAAGUCUGGUUCAACAUGAGAGAAUCCAUACUGGUGAGAAACCCUAUGAAUGUAAAGAAUGUGGAAAGGCCUUUAGUCGUGGCUAUCACCUUACUCAACAUCAGAAAAUCCAUACUGGUGAGAAACCUUUUAAAUGUAAGGAAUGUGGGAAGGCCUUUAGUUGGGGUUCAAGCCUUGUUAAACAUGAGCAGGUUCAUACUGGUGAGAAAUCCUAUGAAUGUAAAGACUGUGGGAAGGCCUUUGGUAGUGGCUAUCAACUUCAUGUUCAUCAGAGAUUUCAUACUGGCAAGAAACCUUAUCAAUGUAAGGAAUUUGGAAAGACAUUUACUUGUGGCUCAAGCUAUGUUCAACAUGAAAGAACUAAUAAUAAUGAUAAACCCUACAAAUAUAAAGAAUGUGGGGAAGUCUUUAUAUGGACAGCUUACUCAAAUAAGACAGUUGAUACUGGUGAAACUUUAUGAUUGAAGAGAUGUGAAAGAACAUAUUUUUGUGUGUGUACAGACAACUUACUUAACAUGAGGAGAAGUCUUACUCUUGAGAAACCUUAUUAAUGUAGGGAAUGUGCAAAAGCCUUACCUGUGUAUGGACAAUUCACUUGAUACCAGAAAAUUCAUACUAGUGAGAAAUAUUUUGAACAUGAGGAAUAUGAAAAGUCCUUUAGACUUCUGUAUGAUCUUAUUGAACAUCUAUACUGAUGUGAAGCCAUUUAAAUGUAGGGAAUGUGUAAAGAUCUUUAAUUCAUGGUGCAAUGUCUCAUAAACAUUGGAAAAAUUAUGCUCAUUACUCUUUAAGGGAAGGAUCUAAAUUUAAUUUGGUUCUUGCCCUGCAUAUCAGAGAAUUCAUACUGCUGUGAAAUCCUGUGAAUUUAAGGAAUGUGGGAAGACUUGUAGACAUGGUAAACAUCUUAGAAUACAUCAGGGAAUUCAUCCAAAUGAGAAAUCCUUUGAAUUAAAAUUGUAGGAAGGCUUUUAGACAAGUGCUACUCAAACUAUUGGCCAGAGACUUUUUGCCAGUCCACAGAAUUGUUACCUGUCAAUCAUGAGAUAAAUGCAGAAAGUGAGAGUAAGUGUCUGGAAACUUUUAUAGCAAUUUGAUAUUGCCAUAACAUCAUUAUAUUUUACAAAAGUAUCAGUCGAUGAAUGAUUGGAAAUUAAAAACAAAAAGUUUGUCCUUUCCUAGAUAAUUUGAGAGACAGCAUUCACACUUUUUAAAACAUGAGACAAGUCGCAAUGUGACUUAAUUAGAACAAGAAAUCCCUCCCUUGUUACCUCCCUGGUUAAAGUAGCAGAAUAUUCAUUCCAUAGGAAGAUUUGGCUAAUGUGGGAAUCACAAUUUCCUUCUGCACAUAAGAGCAUAGAGAAUUUAUACCAGAUAUGUUGAUUUAGUGAAUGUAUAGAAGCUUUCCAACACUAUUCAGUCUUUGUUAAACUUCAGCAAACUCUUCCUAGAGAAUAACCCUGUUAAUAUCACACAUGUAGGAAACACCUUAUCUAUGGCAGAAGCCAUACUUUUUAAAAUUUUUCAGUACACGGGCCUCUCACUGUCGCGCCCCCACCCCCACCCCGUCGCAGAGCACAGGCUCCGGAUGCGCAGGCUCAGCGGCCAUGGUUCACGGACCUAGCCGCUCCGCGGCAUGUGGGAUCUUCCUGGACCGGGGCAUGAACCCGUGUCCCCUGCAUCGGCAGGCGGACUCUCAACCACUGCGCCUCCAGGGAAGCCCAACCAUACUUAUUUUUAUCACCAUUCUACCUCCUUAUUACUUGUGGGAUGUUGGGCAAACUGCUUAUCCCCUCUGGGCAUCAUGUUUAAAAUGCUCGUGAUGGUAGCUCUGUAAUAGUGCUGUUGUAGAGAUUGGAUGGAUGUAGUAUGGGUCAAAUCCUUGGAAGAGUAUCUAGUAUGUAGCCUGUGCUCAAUACAUACUAUUCUUAUUAUUAUCAUCAUAAAUAUUAUUACUGGCGAAGUCUUAGGAGAGGAAUGCCCAUUUCGUAUAAUUAAUUAAGAAAAGUACCCAUAACCACUCAUCCAUUUGAAUUUCAGAUAGUGCAUUCUGGAUAAAAGACCUAGUAAAAUGUAAAGAAUUUGAGAGAAUUUUUACUCAUAAUUUAUCCCUUAAGCUGCAUCAAAAAUUAAGACUAAAAAGAAACAUUUUGGAUUUAGUAAGUGUUAAGAUGUUGGGAUUAUACCUGGAGAAGAAUCAGAGAGAAAUGUGAAGCAGUUUGCUGUAAUGAAUCCCAACAGACAAGUAGUAAUUAAAAUUCUCCACUCACUUUUCGAGGUAAAUUAGAAAUUAAAGAGAACAAAAAGAAAACUGUCCAUUUUGGAAUUCUUUACCAAAAGUUUAUUAUGAUCAUUUUUUAGACAUUCAGAAAAAUGUAAAGGACAGUAUAAUGAACAUCCAUCUACUCUCUACAUGGAAUCAAGAAUUCUAAACAUUUGGCCAUUUUUGCUUUCUGAAUAUAUAUUCACGCAUGGCAUUUGGUUGUCAUGUCUCUAGAUUUUAGUCUUGAACAGACUUUUUGAAGAUUUCAGGAAAGCUAUUUUAUAGAAUGCCAUACAUUCUAGAUUUUGUUUGUUCUCUCAUAGUGAAAUUUAAUUUGUAUCCUUCAUAUCUCUCAUAAAAUCAAGUUAGAGUUACAGGAUUAAACAUUUUCCACCAGAACGGUUCAUAGGAGGUGACAUGUAAUUUUAUUGAAAGACAUCAUAAGCAAUUAAUAUCCAUUUUCCCCACUAUCACCAAUGCUACGUUUGAUCAUUAAGAUGGUGAUUGCUGGACUUCCCCAGUGGCGCAGUGGUUAAGAAUCUGUCUGCCAAUGCAGGGGACAUGGGUUCGAUCCCUGGUCCAGGAAGAUCCCACAUGCCACAGAGCAACUAAGCCCAUGCGCCACAACUACUGAGCCUGCGCUCUAGAGCCCGCAAGCCACAACUACUGAGUCCAUGCACUGCAACUACUGAAGUCCAUGUGCCUAGAGCCCAUGCUUCGCAACAAGAGAAGCCAUCGCAAUGAGAAGCCUGCACACUGCAACGAAGAGUAGCCCUUGUUCCCUGCAACUAAAGAAAGCCCGCAUGCAGGAACGAAGACCCAACACAGCCAAAAAUAAAAUAAAAUAAAUAAUAAUUUUUUAAAAAAAGAUGGUGACUGCUAGAGUUCUCCAUUAUAAAGAUCCAUUAUACAACUAGUAGGAUUAGUGAACCUUGGUCAGCUACUUUUGGGAAUGUAUAAUCAUAUGUAUGUAUAAGUUCUGAAUCAAAGAGAAAAUUGAAACAAUUAGAGUUUUUGCAGAAAACAAUGAUAAUGAAAUGAUUGUAUAUUGGAGCUUGUAGGAUGUCCCUGAAGCUCUACUCAGUGGAAAAGUAAUACCAUUGUUAAUAUGUCUUGGAGGAACCAAGAUGCAUCUGGCCCAGAUGGAGGGCCAGAACUAUACCUUGUUUCCCCCAGUAUCUACAUGGUUCCUGUCUCACUGAACUAAGAAGCUAGAAAAAUAACAAAUCCUAAACCAAAAUACAGAAGCAAUCAAUAUAGCUAAAAUUUGAGAUUAAUGAUUAGGAAUUAAAGCAGUAGUCCUUGAUCAUUAUUCCUCUGUGAAAAAUCCACUAACCUCAACUAGACUUUGAUAAAUCUGAACAAGGAAAAAUCAAGAAAAUUGGCAACAUUGUAGAAUCAUGAAUAAGAAAGGAGAUAUAAUUAUAGAUAUGGAGUUUUUUUUAAUUUAAGGCAGUACAAUAUAUUUAAACCUAUUUGGACGAAUAAACAAAGGAAAAGGCUGAAAAAAUUGGUCCAGGAUCUCCCUUUUAGAAAAAAACACUUGGAAAUUGUCAUCUCCUUAGGUAAAAAUUUCAAGAUGAAAAUAGCUAAAAAUUUUACUAACUCAUCUUACCUGGACAACAUAAAUCCAGUAACAAAACUAAAUGGAGAUACCUUCUAAAAAGCAAAAGCUAGAUUAACUGAAUUUAGGUAAAUGUAAAAAUUCUAAUUAAAAUAUCAGCAAGCAGGGCUUCCCUGGUGGCGCGGUGGUUGAGAGUCCGCCUAUCGAUGCAAGGGAUAUGGGUUCGUGCCCCGGUCCGGGAGGAUCCCACAUGCUGCGGAGCGCCUGGGCCCGUGAGCCGUGGCCACUGAGCCUGCGCGUCCGGAGCCUGUGCUCCGCAACGGGAGAGGCCACAGCAGUGAGAGCCCCGCGUACCGAAAAAAAUAAAAAAUAAAAAAAAAAUAAAAUAUCAGCAAGCAGAAUCCACAUGUAAGAUGUAAGAUUGUGCAAUAGAAAAUAUAUGGGAUAUCCAGACCCAGAAGUUUCUGGUUUAAAUGGAAAUAUAAGCUAACUGACAAAAAAUGGAAUCAGCACAACUGUAAUUCAUUCUGAUAGUUUCUUAGACCUGUAUGACUCUUAGAGCAGGAAAUCACACACAGCGACUUAAUUCUAAGAUGAAUUUUAAUAUUUAGAAAUCAGAAGGCAUCUCAAAGUUGGUGGCUUCUCACAUUCACUUUCAUCUGGGUGGCUGUCAUGAUUUGGUGCUAGCAUCAAAGCAUAUUAGUUAUGAUGAAAUAGAAGUGUGUUUAUAUACUCACAGAAUUCAACCCUUUAAAAAUUACUUAUUUCCAAAUAUCAGUUGCAUCAAAACUGCAUUGAGAAAUGUCUGUGGUUCAUCUUGGUCAUUGUUUUAAUCUGCACCCUACCUCUAUGUCCAUUUUGUGCAGGUAGGCCAUCCGCGAUAUCACUGUACAGUCGUUUACUGGCUAGUGGUUGACAGCAUUAUUCCACAUAAUUGCAAUUUUAAUCAUCCAGUGUAACACAAAGGAGAAUACUUCUGAGUGUUUUAAUAGAGUAAAGCAUUACCAGUCAGUAUUUUACUCCUCCUGGGUGCCAUAGUUGCAUGUUAACUAGGAGAUGUGGAGAUUGUGCCUCGUCCCACCAAGCAUUUCUGAAAUUGUCUCAAAGAUCACCAGUACUUAAAAAUACUUGAAAAACAAGGGGAAUUCUCUGGUUAAAGAAGCUUAUGAAGCAGCAUCUUCUAAAUCCCCCUUAGGGAAUGACCAAAAGCACCUUAUCAGUUUAUCAAAAGACAAGUGAAGAAAAUUGUUCAACUUUGUUUAAAUUGGUAUAUCUCAAACUGUACUAUGGAAAUACCAAUUCUCACGACUUAUUAACAUCUUAGGGAUGUGAAACUGCAUUGGGAAAUGCUGCCAUAACUAAAAGAGAGUUUGUAAAGUUGGAAAUUUCAGUCACCAAGUCUGAUUGUUAGCUGACAGGAUGACAGCAUCAUGCUCUCAAACAGUUAGUUGCCUUCUAACGUUUUCUCUUAAUUUGUGAGUAAAAAUCCUUUUGUACCUAAGUAGGCAUGGCUCCUGAGUUUUAUCAAAUGCCAUUUCAUUAUCCCUUUCUGCAGUGGAGUAGUAUUUAAUAUGUUAAUGUGAUAAUUUAUACUGACAGACCUUUUGACUUCUUCCCAUCCCUGGAUAUACCCAGGUUAGCCACUGAUGUGUGUAUGUGUGCGCGCGCGUGUCUCUUUUAUAUGCACUGCUUGAUUUCAUUUGCUACUAUUUUAUUUAGAAUUUUUACAUCUCAUGAGUGAGACUGAUAAUUGUCUUUUAAAAUGUAUUUUUGUAUGUUUUGUAUUGUGAUUACCUGUUCUUUAAAAUUGCGGGACUGUAUUGGCUUGUUUUGUUUUGAAUUGGAAACCCUUAAUCGCUCUUCUAGUUUCAUCUGUUGAUUUGCUUGUUUUCAAAUUUCUACUUAGGACACAACAAUUUCUCUGAGUGCCCAGCACAGUUCCUCUAAAGAACCUUCAUAGCCGAGAUCCACAUAAAA
This is a messenger RNA of Orcinus orca (killer whale), 7623 nucleotides long. It is a transcript of the gene ZNF283, whose product is annotated as zinc finger protein 283. The coding region runs from base 334 to 2283 and encodes 649 amino acids. Gene Ontology annotation, biological process: regulation of DNA-templated transcription. The transcript has 5 exons. The record is from RefSeq and is a predicted model, not a curated record. Lineage: Eukaryota; Metazoa; Chordata; Mammalia; Artiodactyla; Delphinidae.